CCCGCUGCCUUGAGGUGGGAUUCUGUCGGCUCUGACCGUCACAAUCUGAAACUUCACCAUGAAAACAGGGACAGGCAGCACGAGACCAGCAGGUCGGUAACGGAGGGUUCGUGAAGAUGAUGAUGUGUUUUAGGAGGAUUUCCGCGCCGAUGUGCCGCAACGCAGCAAAUGUUCGCUGUUUGGUGUCCGCGCGAGGCGAGGGCGUGUGUCGCCUCGAGCCCGCGUCAUGGCGGCAUAGGCACACACCUGUCGCCCAGUAUGCGAGGCUGAAACAGUCUCCGGUUAGCGGCUCGUGGCUCCUCAAUCUUAAGGGGACGGACGGUCGUGUUGCGUGCUGGAGCGGGAUCCUCCAGCAGGUAAAAACGACACCGUGGCACGCGCAAGGAACAGGGCUUCCCGUGUACCGGGGAGGUCACGAGAGGUCAGCGGCCGGUUUCCGGUCUCUGCUGCUGCCCUCAGCUCGUGGACUUUGUACCGGAAAGAAUGAGGAGACACCGGACAGCUCCCCGGCGACGGACCGUGGUGAUGUCAGACCCGUUCCGGGACAGGGGCUGUUCAAGUUCAAAGAGCUGUAUGAGAACCCAUGGACAGUCCCCAACUUUUUGUGUGUGUGUCGGAUCGUGCUGGCUCCAUUCCUGGGUCAUCUAAUCAUCCAGCAGCACUUUCACCUCAGCCUCGCUCUGUUUAUAUUGGCUGGAGCGACUGACCUGCUGGAUGGUUUCAUUGCCAGGACGUGGCCCACUCAAAAGUCGGCACUGGGCAGCGCUCUCGACCCACUCGCUGAUAAGAUUCUCAUCAGUAUUUUAUAUGUCAGUCUCACCUAUGCCGAAGUUAUACCAGCUCCAUUGACAGCUCUAGUGAUUUCCAGAGACAUUGGUUUGAUAGCUGCUGUCUUCUGGGUCAGAUACAAGACUGUACCUCCACCGGUUACCCUUAGUAAGUUUUUUAACCCCUGCUACACCACAGCACAGCUCAAGCCCACACUCUUCAGCAAGGUGAACACAGCCAUCCAGCUCUUUCUGGUUGCAGCUUCUCUGGCUGCUCCAGUCUUCCAGUAUACAGACAGUGUCCUGCUGCAGUGCUUAUGGUAUGUAACAGCGGUGACUACGGCAGCGUCAGGCUAUAGCUACUGGCACUAUGGCCGCAAGACUGUCCAGGUGCUAAACACCAGAUCACCAUGACAACCGCAUCAGAAAACACCCCGAAAGCAGAACAAAAGCAGCGAACAACCACGGCAGAGACACUGAUCAGCUGUGGCGAAAGUCGGACAGACAGAUGGAUGAUCGCCAGGAGCUCUGAAACCAAGUAGCUGUGACAAGCAUUGACGAGUCGCCAUGGCAAUGAUGUGCAGAAACCAACCGAGGCCGCAGAUGGUUAACUGCAACACUACAGAAACGACGAAAAAAAGCAGCGCUGCCUGUGGACUGGCUGUGAAGUAGAGACACAUGCACACGGAUAGAAACAGCAAACACAAACGUAGAGCAUCCACACACACACACACACACACACACACACAAACAUACAUGUCAAGUAUAUGUUAAGUGAUUUGGCGAGAGCUUCUCUUUUUUCUUAGUUUUUCAAUCAAGAGGUGGCGAUGUUCAGUCUAAUCAUUGUCAGAUGAUUGUCAGUUUUAUAAACUGAUUUAUGAUGAAAAAGGAAAAUCUACUUUGUUUUGUGUGUGUGAAUGUGUGUGUGUGUGACUUUUGGAUGCAGGGUUUGGGUAUCUGAGGGAAGACACAUGUUUAAUCUUAUGAGAUACAAAUCUGCUUGAAAUCAGUAUUAAGGAUUAAACGUGGGUUAAAAAAAAACGCAGUGACAUGCUGCCAGUGUUGUACAGGACCAGCUUCUUGGUCUUUAUCCAUUCGGUGGUCCUCAAAAACCGAAUCUUAAUGCUAGAGCUGCAGAUUCUUAAACUUAUACAGUAUAGCAGAAAAUAUUAUUCUAUGAAUUGACAAAUAAUUGAUUCGUCAAUUCAUAGGAAUUUAAUCAAUGUGCAACAAAAAAUGACCAUCAUGGGGUCUGGGGAGCUGACAAGAAAAUAAAUGACAGAUCAAUCAAGUGACAAUCAUUAGUUGCACACCUAUUAUCGAUUAGUCUGGUUAGUCCUCCAGUAACGCCUGGCACACCUGCCAGGUGAAUGAAAAGGCUUCAAGACUAAGUCUGGCACAUUUGCAUCACGUUCAAUUUAAAUAUGUGCUGCCUUUAAGUAAAGAGAGAAGACGAAAAGGUUAAAAGUGCUCAUUUCGAUGCGCCAACAACUAAAACCUCUAAAGAUAUUCCAUUUAAAAUAAAAUCAGACAAAAUCAUCUGAACGUCACAUU
Messenger RNA from Chelmon rostratus (copperband butterflyfish), 2321 nucleotides. It is a transcript of the gene crls1, whose product is annotated as cardiolipin synthase 1. Gene Ontology annotation, molecular function: cardiolipin synthase activity. Gene Ontology annotation, cellular component: membrane; mitochondrion. Gene Ontology annotation, biological process: cardiolipin biosynthetic process. The transcript is spliced from 7 exons. Lineage: Eukaryota; Metazoa; Chordata; Actinopteri; Chaetodontiformes; Chaetodontidae. The record is from RefSeq and is a predicted model, not a curated record. Bases 117 to 1181 code for a protein of 354 amino acids.